AGGUGGAUGAUGUGUCAGCCUGUGUAAGGGAAUCGCACGGAGAUGGGCGUUUUGAACUGUUAAUGGGGACAUGGGACUCCCGUUGUCUCUGAUCCCUCGUGUGGAUUUUCCCGGCGUAGAAGGACAGAAGCCGCUCGUAAGUCGCCAAGACCGACAGCAGAAAUUCUGCGCAAAAGGGUGUCAAAUCUUGUUAUUUUAAUUUGCAUCUGGGAGAAUGUCUGAGCCAGGAGACCUGAGUCAGACCAUAGUGGAGGAAGGCGGGCCUGAGCAGGAGACGGCCACUCCAGAGAAUGGCGUGGUUAAAUCCGAAAGUCUGGACGAGGAGGAGAAACUGGAAUUACAGAGGCAACUGGCGGCUCAGAACCAAGAGAGAAGAAAAUCCAAGUCAGGAGCAGGGAAAGGUAAACUGACUCGCAGCCUUGCUGUCUGUGAAGAAUCCUCAGCCAGACCAGGAGGGGAAAGUCUUCAGGACCAGGAAUCAAUUCAUUUACAGCUUUCCAGUUUUCCCAGCCUGCAAGAGGAUGAUAAAUCUAGGAAAGAUGACUCUGAAAGAGAAAAAGAAAAGGAUAAAAACAAAGAUAAAACCUGUGAAAAACCCAAGAUCAGAAUGUUAUCAAAAGAUUGCAGCCAAGAAUAUACGGAUUCUACAGGCAUAGACUUACACGAGUUUCUGAUUAACACAUUAAAGAAUAAUUCCAGAGACAGGAUGAUACUCUUGAAAAUGGAGCAGGAAAUUAUUGAUUUCAUUGGUGACAACAAUAAUCAUUAUAAAAAGUUUCCUCAGAUGUCGUCCUAUCAGAGGAUGCUUGUCCAUCGAGUGGCAGCUUACUUUGGGUUGGAUCACAACGUGGAUCAAACAGGGAAAUCUGUCAUCAUCAACAAAACCAGCAACACAAGAAUACCAGAGCAAAGGUUUUGUGAACAUUUAAAAGAUGAAAAAGGUGAAGAAUCCCAGAAGCGGUUUAUCUUGAAGCGAGAUAACUCUAGUAUUGAUAAAGAAGACACUCAGUCAGUUUGCUCCCAGGAAAGCCUUUUUGUGGAAAACAGUAGGCUCUUGGAAGACAGUAACAUAUGCAGUGAGACCUAUAAGAAAAGACAGCUCUUUCGGGGCAACAGAGACAGCUCGGGGAGAACAUCUGGAAGUCGGCAGAGCAGCUCGGAGAAUGAACUCAAGUGGUCCGACCACCAAAGAGCCUGGAGCAGCACAGAUUCUGACAGCUCCAACCGCAAUCUCAAGCCUGCCAUGACCAAGACGGCGAGUUUUGGGGGCAUCACGGUGCUGACCAGGGGUGACAGCACAUCCAGUAGCAGGAGUACCGGGAAGCUGUCCAAAGCAGGUUCUGAGUCCUCCAGCAGUGCAGGCUCGUCAGGAUCGCUGUCGCGUACCCAUCCACCUCUCCAGAGCACACCGCUGGUCUCGGGCGUGGCAGCCACUUCUCCCGGCUGUGUGACCUACCCAGAGAAUGGGAUGGGAGGCCAGGUCGCUCACAGCAGCACCAGCUACAUCCUCCUUCCACUCGAAGCUGCCACAGGCAUCCCACCCGGAAGCAUCCUUCUUAAUCCACAUACAGGCCAGCCCUUCGUGAAUCCUGAUGGAACCCCCGCCAUAUACAACCCCCCCACCAGCCAGCAGCCCCUGCGAAGCACAAUGGUGGGGCAGCCCCAGCAGCAGCCCCAGCAGCAGCCCUCCCCGCGGCCCCAGCAGCAGGCCCAGCCACCCCAGACGCAAAUGGCAGGCCCACUGGUCACUCAGUCUCUCCAGGGUCUGCAGGCUUCCUCCCAGUCAGUGCAAUACCCAGCUGUGUCUUUUGCUUCCCAGCACCUCCUGCCCGUGUCUCCGACGCCGCAGUUCCCCAUGAGAGAGGAUGUGACCACGCAGUUUGGCCAGAUGAACCUGAGCCGGCAGUCCUCGGGGGAGACUCCCGAGCCACCAGCCGGCCCUGUCUACACACCGUCCCUCCUGCCGCAGCCCACCCAGCAGCCAAGCUACGUCAUCGCCUCCACAGGCCAGCAGCUCCCAACGGGGGGCUUCUCGGGCUCUGGCCCUCCCAUCUCCCAGCAAGUCCUCCAGCCCCCUCCCUCGCCCCAGGGAUUUGUGCAACAGCCUCCACCCACACAGAUGCCUGUAUAUUAUUAUCCAUCUGGUCAGUACCCUACCUCAACCACGCAGCAGUACCGGCCCAUGGCCUCUGUUCAGUUCAGUGCUCCGAGAGGCCAGCAGAUGCCACAGACAGCACAGCAAGCAGGUUACCAGCCGCUCUUGUCUGGUCAACAGGGGUUCCAAGGCCUCAUGGGGGUACAGCAGCCGCCUCAGAGUCAGGGCAUGAUGAGCAGCCACCAGGGAACUCCAGUGCAAAGCGUGAUGCUCUCCUACCCAACCGUGUCUAAUUAUCAGGUGCCAAUGACCCAGGGUUCUCAAGGACUGCCCCAGCAGUCAUACCAACAGCCAAUCAUGCUACCUAACCAGGCAGGCCAAGGGUCCCUCCCAGCCACUGGAAUGCCUGUGUACUGUAACGUCACACCGCCGAACCCUCAGAACAACCUUAGGCUGAUGGGCCCUCACUGUCCCUCCAGCACUGUCCCCGUGAUGUCAGCCAGCUGCAGGACCAACUGUGCCAGUAUGAGCAAUGCUGGGUGGCAGGUCAAGUUCUGAGCACUCUGGCCAUGGUACAUGUCUUCAGAUACUACUCAUGGCCUUUAAGGGAGGAAGAGCAAGGUGCGAAAACUCACUGAGGACUUAAGUAUUCACUCAACACCCAAAUGACUGCUGCUGGUAUUCUGUAAAAAACAAAACAAAAAAAAACAAAGACUAAUCCACACAUUAGCUGGUUAAUGGUGCAUAUUUUCGUCAUGUCUGCUAGGUAUGCCUUUGUAGCUUAGCUAGUGACAUGAAUUCAUCAAGGUAAGAUUUUCUCCUACCACUGAAUACCACUGUGUAGAUGAUGAUAUCCCUAAUUUGGAUUAUUAGUUUUGUACUUUGUGUUGACUUUGUGAUGCUAAAAGUAUUUAAAAAUUAUAUACUGAAAUCACAUUGUACCAAAGCUGUAAUGGAAAAGAAUUGAUGAAUGGAAGGAAUAAUUUAUAUACACUAUAGAGUUUUCUUUUUUUAAUGGAUAUAUACUGUAUUGUAGUGUUUAAUCAAAAUAAAACUAUUUGACCUUAUGGAGGAAGGUCAUGUUUUUACCACCAGUUUGCUUCA
Messenger RNA from Lipotes vexillifer (Yangtze River dolphin), 3199 nucleotides. It is a transcript of the gene ARPP21, whose product is annotated as cAMP regulated phosphoprotein 21. Lineage: Eukaryota; Metazoa; Chordata; Mammalia; Artiodactyla; Lipotidae. Bases 215 to 2653 code for a protein of 812 amino acids. The record is from RefSeq and is a predicted model, not a curated record. The transcript has 19 exons. Gene Ontology annotation, molecular function: nucleic acid binding. Gene Ontology annotation, cellular component: cytoplasm.